GUGUAAAAUGGCGAUAAACACGUCUCAAUUCGACCAUACCUUGCCUUGGCUGCACACUAUAGACAAAACAGAUCCACAACAAGUCCAGGAACUUCUUCAAAAUGUCUGUAAACGGAUACUCAACGUCAGCCAUAACGAAUCGGAUCUGACGUUCUGUAAACCCUUCAUGGAGAGAACACCAGAGACAUUUCAGCCGACCAGUAUUCCCAUUGACGUCAUCAGAGACAUAAGUAACGUCACAAAAAGCAUGCUAGUGUUCCUGUAUAGCGUCAUAAUAACGGUGUCGCUCGUGGGCAAUUCGUUAGUGUUUUUAACGUUUAUAUGUAAUCGCCACAUGCGGUCUAUUGUUAAUGUUUUCAUAGUUUCGUUGGCUAUUAGUGAUUUUACUGUAACCGUCACGUGCAUGCCUAUUAACCUCGGCAACAUUCUGACUAAAUAUUGGAUAUUUGGCGCCUUUUCGUGUAAACUUGUGCCGUUCAUUGAUAACUUAACCGUGUCAUCAAGUUCCUUGACGCUGUGUUGCAUCGCUUUUGAUAGAUAUUAUGCCAUUGUUCACCCGUUAAAAGCCAAUGCUGUAAAAACACCAAAAAGGGCAGCCAUUUUGUUGCUAAUUGUAUGGAUUAUCGCCCUUGUAUCAAGCAUACCGUAUUCGUUCUGUUUUGAACUGUUUGAAGUGUGUGUGGAUCCUAAAGGUUGCCCUAAACACACAGAUCACCGAACGGCUCAUUUCUGUCGGGGCCACGACAGAAGCCCAAUUGACCAACUACAAAUAUGGUUAACUAUGGUCGUCUUGUUCAUAAUCCCGUUCGUCUUCAUGACCGUGACGUAUUCUGUUAUAUGCUAUACGCUGUGGUCCAAGCGACCAAUAGGUUCAUCAUUCCGACAAUCCGAGGACGUUCAGACUCGUUACAAGAAAAAAGCGGUCAAGAUGUUAAUCGUGGUUGUGUUGUUGUUCACAGGCUGUUGGUCGCCAUUAAUCAUCUUUGAAGUCGUCGCUAAAGAAACAAAAUUAUUGGCCUCGGAAAAAUCACUGGCCUCAAAAUAUUAUUUGCAAUGGCUGGCUCUUAGUAGCGCGUGUGUUAAUCCAAUUGUGUUUGCUUUUAUGAAUGAAAAGUUUCGGAAGAAUUUUAAUAAGAUCUUGUGCUGUCGACGUAAUCAAAUUGAUCCUGUGCCCAAGAGGACGACUCAGCCGAUUAAUUUAACAUUAAUGGACACCGGUAAUAAUUCAACUCCCGAAUCGCAGAGAGCUAAAUCUGAAUCAGUUAUAAAGGAUACCUCGUCUACACAAGUUUGAACAGACGAUGGAGUAAUCUGUUCGUUCAAACAGAUGGUGGAGUUAUCUGUUCGUUCAAACAGAUGAUGGAUUUAUCUGUUCGUUCAAACAGAUGAUGGAGUGUGUUCAAACGAAUGAUGGAGUUAUCUAUUCGUUCAAACGGAUGAUAGAGUUCUCUGUUUGAACAGAUUGUGGGACAGAUUGUUCAAAUAUAAAUGAUGAACUGUUCAAACAGAUAAAGGAGUUACUUAUUCAAACAUGGAGUUCCAACAAAUGGGAUAGUUACCUCUUUGAACACACCGUGGAAACAUAUGACGUAAUUGUAUGUUAUCUGUUGAAACGUGUCUAAACAUAUGAUGUGAGUUAUAUGUUCGUCAAAAUAGACGAUGGAGAUAUUUGUUCGUUUAAAUAGACGGACAAGACGGUGGAUUAUCUGUUCGUUCAAACAGAUGGAGUUAUAUGUUCGUUCAAACAGCUGAUAAAGUUAUCUGUUCGUUCAAACAGCUGAUAGAGCUAUCUGUUCGUUGAAACAGAUGAUAGAGUUAUCUGUUCGUUGAAACAGAUGAUGGAGUUUCCUGUUUGUUGAAACAAAUGGCGAAAUUAUCUGUUCGUUAAAACAGAUAAUGGACUUAUCUGUUUCUGUUCGUU
Molecule: messenger RNA, 1921 nt
Organism: Patella vulgata (common limpet)
Lineage: Eukaryota; Metazoa; Mollusca; Gastropoda; Patellidae
Product: QRFP-like peptide receptor
Exons: 1
Coding region: 8-1294 (428 amino acids)
Biological process (GO): G protein-coupled receptor signaling pathway
Cellular component (GO): membrane
Molecular function (GO): neuropeptide Y receptor activity
Source: RefSeq, a predicted model, not a curated record